ACUAUAUGCAGGGAUGCCCCUCCAGCUCACUCCGACCUAAACUUUCAUCUACAUCAUGCAAACUCUGCUACUACCGACAGCCCGCCUAGCCGCUGCUCCGACUGUGUCGCCGACAUUUAAUACGCCGACAGCUUUCGCGCCCCACUGUCGACGGCCUCCUCCACCCGCUCUAUCAUUUAAACACGACUAUACCUCUUCUUCUCUCUCUUCGUAUUCUUCUCUAUGCUCCGUACGAAUUCGGCAGUUCUACUCUCAAUCACGAACGUUUUCCUCCUCGCCGCCUUAUAUAAGUAUCAGAAAGAGAGUACCGCUUCAAUUAUCAUCGCCAAUUUCGGCUGGUUAUUCUCAAUCAAGCGAAGAAUUAGAUAAGACGAAACUGUCUCAGGUUGCUAAACGGUUAGAGAGUACAUCAAGAUACUUCAGGAGAUUGGGCAGUUUAGGAUUUUGGGGUCAGCUGGUUUGUACUGUGGUGGCUGCUGUGAUAUUGUCAUUUUCAGUAGUGGUAACAGGGAGAAUCACUUCUCCUGGCACUUUCUAUGCCACUGCCAGUGGAAUGGCUGCUGCUUUUGUUUCUGUAUUUUGGUCAUUUGGGUACAUCCGAUUGUCUGAUAAGCUUAGGAGAACUGCUAAUGAGCCCUCAAAGGCUCCCCCUCGUGGUGAUGUUGUGAAAAGGUUGAAAAAUGGAAUAAUUGUAAACAUUCUAGGCAUGGGUGCUGCUGUAUUGGGAAUGCAAGCUACAGUAGGUUCAUUGGUGGCGAAAGCUCUUACUUCAUCCGCUAAUCCCUAUUUCCAGGGUGUCCCUCCUGGCUACAACCCUGUUCUUGCACUCGACGUUUUCCUUAUUCAGGCAUCAGCAAACACUAUCCUUUCUCAUUUCUUGGGGCUAGUAUUUUCAUUGGAACUACUAAGAUCUGUGACAUUACCACCAUCAGACAACAUUAAUCCCGUUCCUAGAUCUGCUGCAGCCUGAACUAGAUCGAGAGCGGGAUGUUAUCAUUAUGAGCUAUAAUUAUGGUUUUGCCAACAAUGGUAGUUAGUUAGGUAAAAUGGUGAUAAUAAGUUGCUUGUGUUCUCUAUUUUGGAGGAUGACUCGAGCUCUUUUGUUUUGCUUUACUCACCAUUUGGAGAGAAAAUCUAUGUUAUGAUAAUCAGUGCUUCCCUUUUAAGACACCCAAAAAGGGUUUUGAUUGAGAAGUUUUAGCCUGUUUAGUUCUUAA
Molecule: messenger RNA, 1217 nt
Organism: Impatiens glandulifera
Lineage: Eukaryota; Viridiplantae; Streptophyta; Magnoliopsida; Ericales; Balsaminaceae
Product: protein TIC 21, chloroplastic-like
Exons: 4
Coding region: 56-970 (304 amino acids)
Source: RefSeq, a predicted model, not a curated record